AUGGUAAGAAAAGGUUGGAAAAACUUUUUUCCAAAAAGGUUGGAAAGAUCUUGUCUCUGUUAUACUCAACUCAGGUCUGGUCAGUCUUACUCAUUGAAACAUUUUUCAUAUCCUAGACUGCGCAUUUUCACCCCAGACUAGCUUUCAUUUUCUGAUUGAAGGUAGUGCUGAAUAAUAACAAUAAUAAUAAUAAUAAUUCUGCAGAGUAGAGUCCUGCAGGAAAAUAUCUGGGUUGCCAAAACAAGUAGCAUCAGUGCUUUGAUGAGCUUUCUUGAAAAUAGCAGCAGUUAUUUCCAAUUACAUCUUUUAUUUUGUGGUAUAGAGAUUAAUAAGGAACACCUGCAGGAUGGUAAUAAAAGGUUGGUAAAUAUUCUAAAAUGGGCUUCCCAAAGAACGUUCACAAACCAGAACAGUCACUUUGGGUUUGCAGCAUUCGGGAGCCAAAACAUUUAGGAACUAAGCUAUUCCAAAACUAAGGUACGACUAGAUUUUAUUUUGAACAACUGCAAUUGCAGUAAUAAAGAGUCCACUCGUGAUUAAAAUUAAAGAAAAAUUAAUUUUAAUUUUCCUUAUUCCAUUUGUUAAUUCAGUGCAAUUCUAUUACAACUGAUUUUGACAUCUCGAUGACUAAGCUGUAGCAAUAAACAUCUGAUUACGAGAACGUAAUCAGUCUAUCUCAUAUAUUAGUUUCACCUUUAGUCUAUCUCAUAUAUUAGUUUCACCUUUUAAGUUGAAUUACUGAAAUAAAUGAACUUUCCCACGAUAUUCUAAUUAGCUCAGCAGGCUUCCUUUCAUGCACUUUACUUACAGUCCGCAUCUUGGGUUCACAGUUCCCUUCUGAAGGCGGUACUGCAGCGGCAAUCGGAGAGCCCGGUCAUUGCGCCCACGCUUUGCUAGACUUACCCAGAGCUACAAGAUGUCUCUCAAGGAAAAGCUGAUUGAAAAUGUUCACAAAGUAUGUCCCUACCCCCCCUCGAAGAGACCCUUUUUGCCCCCACCCCACCCCACCCCAGCUCUGCCCUUGCCCUCUCCCUCCUACACCCCUGAACACUGGCAUGAGUACGACUAAUCAAAAUUUCCUGGAUGGUCCUCUGCUCAAAGCCUGGAGAGCCAAGUUGGUCGCUGUGGCGUUCGUACGGAGCCCCCGGUCGUCUCACGGACUAUUGACCCGUACACCACUAAUCCGCUGCCACCAACCAGGUCCUCCCUGGUAAAAUCACUUCAGUCUCAGUCAGAUUCUCAAUUAAUAAAGAAGAGUGUAUUUUAUUUCAGACACAAACAAAACUUUUAUAGCAUUCCAAACGUUGUUGCUCUUUACUUUCUUAGUCUUAUUUUCCUCUCUCUGUCUCUUCUACCUCCCCACACUCAAGAACCCACUGCCCUAACUGUCUCUCUAUUACCAACUGCCUUUCCCAGGGGCCCUUCUACCGUAUUUUUCACCCUAUAGGACGCACUUUUUCCCCUCCAAAAAUGAAGGGGAAAUGUGUGUGCGUCCUAUGGGGCGAAUGCAGGCUUUCGCUGAAGCCUGGAGAGCGAGAGUGCGCACCGACCCCUCUCGCUCUCCAGGCUUCAGAAAGCUAUCCGCAAGCCAUGGGAGAGCUGCGCGACUUCGUGCAGCUCUCCCGCGGCUUGCAGAGAGCUGCCUGCACCCCGACGCCUGGGCGCGCUGAGCUCAGCACGCCCCAGGCUUCGGGCUUCGCGCAGCUCACCCACGGCUUGCGGAUAGCAGCCUGUUCUGGGGGCUGGGGUCGGGGGAAGCUCUGGCUUCCCCCGCCCCAGCCCCGCAUCUGGGGGGGGGAAUUCUUUAUUUCCCCCCCAAAAAACUAGGUGCGUCCUAUGGGCCGGUGCGCCCUAUGGGGCGAAAAAUACGGUACUUUACAUCUCAGCAAUAAUUCAAAUGGGCUAAAUCCGGUACUUUCUUGGGGUACAUCCCUAUAGGCAUAAAGUAGUGGCUGUAGCGUGUCAUCCCAAUCAUUGGGAUUUUCUGCGGUAUAGGCUUUAAUCAUUCUCUCUCUCUCUCUUUUUUAUAAGAUAUUUAUUAAAAUUUUCAAAGUGUUACCAAAUAAAAUAAAAGCAGUAGAAAAUACAAAAUAAAAAUAGUUAACAAAGUAGAAAAAGAAAAGAAAAACAAACCCCUUCCAACCACAUGAAUACAAAUUCAAAAAUAAGAAAAGGUGACAGGAAAAAAAAUACAAAAAUACAUCACAAACAAUUAAAAACAUUUAAAAACAAAUUCAUUAUUCUCAAAUCCUCAACUGUCAUUACCUUCUUUCUUUGACCUCCUCCUCCUCCCUUUCUUUGUAUCCUAGUUAUUAAUUAUCCCAGCAAAUCCUUUCCAUAUUUCAUAAUAUUCUGUCAUUACAUUACCCUAAACUGUUUUAAUCUUAUCUUUCUAUAAUAAAAUAAAUCUUAAAGCUUAAAACUUAAAUCUUAUCCUUACCAACUUCUCAUAACCAUAGUAUUCUUUCAUAAUUCUUUAAACAUCUUUACUAAAGCCAAGUAAUUUCAUUCCAACAUUUUUCUAACAUUCAUCAAUUUUAUAAAACAGUUCUAAUGGUAAAAAAACGAGAUGCAAACAGAUCCAAUCUUCAUCCAACGUCCCUUCCUCCUGGUUCCGGGUUUUGUCAGUCCUUAUUAUCCCGUCGAUCUAGCCCAUUAACCUGGCAGCCUUAUAUCCGAGGCCCUCAAGUCUCUUCCAUGUCCCUUCCGCAGCUCUUCUUCAUAUUUGUAACAGUAUUUUCCCUUGUCUCCUGCUCGUGGUAACUCCAGCUUGGCAAUAUUUUUAACCCUUCUCGACAGAUCAGCCCCUUUUCCAUAUUCAACACUGAAUUCCAUAUGGUAUUUGAAAGCAUGUUUCAAGGACCCUCCAAAAUUAAGAGCCCCCACAAUCCCAAACAUCUCACGGCCCAUUGCCAGAUUUGAAAAGUCCAAACAUCCCAGCAUAGGGGGGUCAAUCCAGCCCCCCAUUUCCAAACCAAACCAAACUUUUUCUUUCCAAAUCUGGCUUUUUCCAAGUUCAUCUGUCAAAUCCGAAAACUCAUAUUCCUGUUGGGCCUGUUCUGUCAGGACACACUCCUGAUUUAAUUCCUGAGUGGGCUCCACAUAUUUUCCCACUGUCUGUUCAAAAUUUCCCACUGUCUGUUCAAAAUUUCCCACUGCCUGUUCAAAAUUUCUCGUCGAAGUCGCCAUCCAAUUCACCUUCUCAUGUAACUGUUCCAGUAGGGCAUUUGUUUUAUAAAAAGCACACAACAAAGCUUCUGAAUACAUUGUCCUGCAAGGUCAAAUGCCUGUUCCCACGAUUGUAAUCUGUAACAGCUGCCGGCUCCCUGGAGUUGGUUACAGUUACACAGUCUCCCUCUAGGGGGAAAACUUCUAUUUGUUCUUGCAACAAAGUUUCCCUUUUUGAGAUACUUUGUCAAUAUUUGUUGCUUAAAGAUGCGAAGGGAAGCAGUGGAAUCGCUAUGUUUCUCUUCUUUUAGCUAUCUGUCAAAAACGCUUGUCUCUGGUCAAUGAACUUCAAACGUCAGUCCUGACACCCCGCUCCAGGAUCAGGACGGAGGAAAGUUACUUUACUUUAAACUCACUUUAAACAGUCCGAAAAAGAUCCCCCCUUCUCCUGCUGUCGAAGGGGGGUUCCACAAUUUUAAAUGAUGAAAUCCAAUCCUUUAAAGGCGAUUUUCUAAGCUCUAGUUUACGUUGUCUUUGUUUUAUUCUGUCUACAAAAGAACGGAAGGCUGACUUCCUGUUUAGACCUUCCCAUUCCGUACCAAAUUAAAAUAGGUUUUUAAAAUCCAAUUCCUUUCUGCUCUCAAGUCUUUAUUUAAUGUCCAGUUGUUCAAAAUCUAAGUACUCACGGGUGCUUAUUUUAGAGUCCAAAUUGUCCCAGGAAAAAGGCAGCGCUCUCCGGCAACGGCUAUGCGGCUUCGCUCCAUGGAAAUAGCAGUUGACUCACAGCAGCGCGCCACUUCCCCCUCUUCACUUCGGAGCCCGUUAGUGGGUUCCUUAGCAAGUUGGGGGGGCGCUAAAGGUGCCCGCCGAGUCCCAUGGUCACAGGCUUCAUCCGCCUGUGAUUUUUAAAAGGGUCCCCGCUUCGCCGUAGCGGAGAAGACCCGUUUCCCGCGGAGCUAGUCCCUCCUGUUCAGAGGGAGUCCGCCAUUGCCGAUGGCGCCACCCCGGAAGUCUAGGCUUUAAUCAUUCUCAUUAGGGUUCCAUUAAAUCUUUCAACUAAUCCAUUAGUUUCAGGGUGAUAAGGUGUUGAUGUUAAAUGCUGAAUACCACACACCUCCCAUAGUCUUUUCAUUAGUCUUGAUGUGAAAGAAGAACCCAAGUCAGUGACUAUUUCACUGGCAAAGCCCAAUCUACUCAUAUAGUUAAUUAAAGCAGUUGCCACUGUUUCUAUUUCAAUGUUUCGCAAUGGAAUGGCUUCUGGAUAUUUGGUUGCGUAAUCCACUAUGGUGAGGAUGUAUCUGUUUCCCCGCCUGCUGGCUCUAGGCAAGGGCCCUAUCAGGUCCAGCCCUAACCAUUGAAAAGGGGUUGAUAUGAGAGGCAAGGGGCACAAUUUGGCUUUUGUUUUGUCUUGACCGGUGCCUCUUCUCUGACAUAUGUCACAGGCUUGACAGUAUUGUUUUGUUCGUUUCCCCAUGCCUGGCCAAUAAAAUUUUUGAGCCACUCUCCGUUUUGUACGUGUAAUACCCAUAUGCGCUCCAAAUGCACUGUUGUGAGCGUGCUGCAGGAUUUUGCCUCGGUAUUCAUGUGGGAUUACUAACUGUCUUUUCACUUCUUCACCCCCCUAGAUGGUGGGGCAAGGACUUCUCGAUAUAAAAGGUCCCUGCUCAAACAAAACCGUUCUGGGCACUCAGGAGUUAACGCCCUCUCCGACUCAGCUGCCUCAAAGUACAUUUGUAACUCAGUGUCUUCUUUUUGCUUUUUGGCAAAACUUGGGGUUUGACUUUUAGUCAAAGGAAACGAAAAGGUGUCUUUUCCUUCCUCACACUGAUCAUCCCCUGGCUGUCCUUCAGCACUGUCUGCCUCUGCUACUGUAUCCACCCCCUCAGGUUUAGGUGACUGUGGGCUCCCUUUUGCUCUGGUAACUAUGAAAGAACUCUGCACAUGUUCUAAAAUGUCCCAACCAGUGAGCACAGGGGCGGGAAUUUCUUCCGAAAGGGCUACCUGCCACUUCCCUGCCCAGUUUUUGAACCUGACAUCUACUUCUGCCACCUUUAGGAUCUCUGCUUGUUUCGAAAUUCCUUUUAAUUUCAUUAAUUUCCCUGGAAUUAUCCCUGAUUAUCUCAGGGUGGACAAUAGUGACUUGCGAUCCCGUGUCCUUUAACCCGAAAUAUCUUUUUCCGUCUAUCCAGAUAUACUCUCCAGCCUUCUUUAACAAGAGAUUAUCUUGUUGUAUCGCAUAACAGUGCAGGACUUUGGCCUCUACUACCUCAGCAGGCUCGGGCCUAGUUGCCAUGGCCGUUUCCUUGACAACCUGACUAGUCUGGCCCUGCUCCACAGGCUGCAUACAAUAUGUCUGUUUCUGUGUGCUGCUAUAACUAGACGUUUCUUUUCCUGUUUUACAAUCAAAACUUUUAUGACCUAAUUUUCCACAUCUCCAGCAUGAAAUGUCUUUGGGUCCUACAUAACUUGUUUUAUUGGCUUUUCCCUCAGUAAACUCUGUAUGGGUGUGUGCCUUCUCAUGUGGGCUUUUUGAUGAGGGGCUACUUCUCUCAUCGGUUUCUGAGGUAAUCUUUCCUUUGGUUUGCUGAAAUUUAUUCUUGUUUGUUUCCCAAGAUCUCCCACCAAUUUUUGGCUCAUUGAAUCCGUGCUCUCUGAUUUCGUUUAUUUUAUCGGCUAAACCAGCUGCUUCCUCUAUUGUCUUGGGGUUCCUUUCUUUUAUCAGGUACUUCAAUUGGCCAUUUAUUGUUUUGUAAAAUUGCUCCAACGCUACCACUUCUCUAAUCUUAGGUACCGUGUCUGCAUUCUCUUGCUCUAACCAUCUUGUGAGGUAAGUUUUUAUCUUUGCACCUAGCUGCGCAUAGGUUUCCUCCCUCACCUUUGUCACACUUCUAAAUUUUUUCCUCAACUGCUCUGAGGUAAUCCCAAAGCGUGUGUAUAUUAACUGCUUGUACACCUCAAAAUUUCGGGAUUGUUCCUCAGUCAUUUGAGCAUAUAUUUCGGCCAGAGGACCGCUAAUCCUAGCUCUCAAGAUCAUCAUUUUAUCUUCCUCUCUCACUUGAAAAUCGUGACAGGCUCUUUUGAAGGAUACUAGAAAUGCUUCUUGGCUAUCCUUAUCUCUAAACUCAGGGAAGCGUUUUAAAUCUACCUUCAUUUGAUUCUGCCCAUCGGUGUUAUUACUAUUAUUACGAUUUUCUAAAACCGUUAAUUCCAACGGUCUCAUCUCUAACUGAAACCGCUCCUGUUCCCUUUCCUGCUCCACCCUCACUUUUUCUUUUUCCAAUUCUUGCUCAAGCCUAAUUUUUUCUUGUUCAAGCCUAUUUUUCUCAAGCUCCAAUUUCAAGUUAUAUUCUUGUACUAAUUUCCGCUUUUCAAAAUCCUCUGAAAACUGUGGAACUUCUACUUCAGGUGGGGUUUUAGUCAUCUCUUCUAUUCUUGUUUCCUCCCCCUGGGGAUUCCCAUUCUCUUCCCCAGAGCUUUCGUAUGGGUUUUUUCUCACUGGGUGCUUGGUCUUCUUAGGUGGCAUUAUGGGUGAGUCAGUGUUUUCACUAAUUAAUUAAAUAAGAGAAUUUUACUUCCAACACUGUUCCUCCCGGCUUGGCUUUUCAAGACCCUGGUCCUCAAAGUAUAGCUUUAGGUUUUUGCCUCUAACCUUUCAAGCUUACUUCCUCUGACCCUGAGCCUAAGCCUCCGCCAGAACAGUCUUUUGAGAUCUCUUGCUCUUAUUGUUAUCUCGGCCUCAUGGCAAUCUGGGAUUUAUCCUCAAUCACACCCUCGGGCCAGGUAAUCACUUCACCGAUUUACCCUUCCCCUCUCCAGGUGUAUUGCUUCCGCUCACAGGCACUUAGACUUAUCGAAUCCCACCGCUGCCGCCAAUUUUGUGGCGUUCGUACGGAGCCCCCGGUCGUCUCAUGGACUAUUGACCCGUACACCACUAAUCCACUGCCACCAACCAGGUCCUGCCUCGUAAAAUCACUUCAGUCUCAGUCAGCUUCUCAAUUAAUAAAGAAGAGUGUCUUUUAUUUCAGACAUAAACAAAACUUUUACAGCAUUCAAAACGUUGUUGCUCUUUACUUUCUUAGUCUUAUUUUCCUCUCUCUAUCUCUUCUACCUCCCCACACUCAAGAACCCACGGCCCUAAGUGUCUCUCUAUUACCAACUGCCUUUCCCAACCAGCCAACCCACUAAAUCCAACCAACUGCCCACCAACAACUCCCAACGAACUCCUCCCAGAACUGGUUUUAUAGUCCCACUGACUCCACCCCCCUGGGUCCUGACUGUGCAACCUAUUUAACUAUUUCCCCUCCAGCACUCUCUCAUAUAUGUUAACAUCACAUACCUCCCCCCUUAAGAAGUUUCGAUUCAGGAGGGUUAACUUCUUAAAGUUACACUCCUGAUCAAACAGUUUUGUAUGUUGUUUUGUUUUCCCCCAUAUAUAUAUAUAUAUACAUGCAUAAACAAGUAAAUUGUUGAUUGUCUUUGUGCAUCCUUCACUCUCAGUUUUCGGAAAGGAAGAAGGAGGGGGGAAAAGAAAGAAGGGACGCUGGAAGGGCGGCUCCGAGUCGGGCACUCGACUAG
Molecule: messenger RNA, 7743 nt
Organism: Podarcis lilfordi (Lilford's wall lizard)
Lineage: Eukaryota; Metazoa; Chordata; Lepidosauria; Squamata; Lacertidae
Source: the annotation of a GenBank genome assembly